Messenger RNA from Sodiomyces alkalinus F11, 1959 nucleotides. Its product is annotated as Annexin. The record is from RefSeq and is a predicted model, not a curated record. Gene Ontology annotation, cellular component: cytoplasm. The coding region runs from base 267 to 1730 and encodes 487 amino acids. The transcript is spliced from 2 exons. Gene Ontology annotation, molecular function: calcium-dependent phospholipid binding; calcium ion binding. Lineage: Eukaryota; Fungi; Ascomycota; Sordariomycetes; Glomerellales; Plectosphaerellaceae.
CUGCUAAUAAGCUUCUAGGUAGGUAGCCUUCUCCUACAGCCACUGGUAGGCAGGCAUUCAGGGACUAAGGCGCAGGGGAGGCCUCUUAGAUGUUAGCUCGGGACUCGGGAAUCGGGAUAGGGGUUAUAGACCAUUGGACUCCGCUAAGCCACCUGGCUAAAGGUUAUAACUUAUAACUUAUAUCACGCGCGACUCGCGCGGGUUUGCUAACUUCUGAUGAGAAACACAACCUCUCAUCUCAUUCUCACUCUCCAACCUAACCUCCAAUGAGCUCUCAGCCACCCUAUGGAUAUUACGGGCAGCCUGGUCCUCAGCCAGGUCCUCAGCCAGGUCCAGGUGCUCCCCCGGGAGGCCCUCCCACUGGCAGCUAUUCCCAAGGACCACCGCCAGCCGGACAGCCACCCUAUCAGCAUCAGCAACAAUCCUAUUACAGCUACGCACCUCCGGCUACAACAGGCGUCCCGGGUCAACCUCCUCCGACUACACAUUAUCAACCAGGUCUCGGGGGUCCUCCACCCCAAGCACACCAGCUUGGCCAGGCAUAUCCUAGCCAACCGGCCCAACCCUAUCCACAGCAGCAGCAACAACAUCCAUUCUAUGACCAGUUGCCGCCACCACCUCCUCCUGGUCAGCCGCAACACUACUACUACCAAGCUCCCCCUCCUCAGCCCUGGACUCAAGGACCACCACAUGGCACACCAUCCUCGUAUGGCCCCUACGCCGCCCAACCAACACCAGCAUCCCCGGGCUAUGAUCCGGCGCAGAAGGCCUGGGUACAGCCAGUAGACACGAACAGCGACGUCGAAGGCCUCCGCAAGGCCAUGAAAGGCAUAGGAUGCGACGAGAAAUCCCUCAUCCGCAUCCUGACCAGCCCCAAGUACGCCAACCCGUGGGCCAUGGCCCAGCUCGUGCGGGACUACAACGCCCACUUCAUCCGCGACCUAGCCACGGACAUCGAGAGCGAGACCCGCGGCGCCCUGGAGACCACCCUGCUCGCCCUCCUCCGGGGCCCCCUGGAAAACGACGCCCGCGUGCUCGACAAGGCCAUCAACCGCAUGGGCACCGACGAGGACGCCCUCAACGACGUGCUCCUGUGCCGCUCCAACGCGGACCUGCGCGCCAUCCAGGCCGAGUACCGGCGCCUCAAGAACCGCGACCUCCUCGUCGACCUCAAGGGCGACGUCAACGACACCCUGUUCCGCCUGUACAGCAUGCUCCUCCUCUCCGGGACGGCGGCGGCGCGCGCCGAGGACGCCGCCCCCGUCCUGCCGCACGAGACCGACGCCAAGGUCACCGAGCUGCAGCGCGCCACCGAGGGCACCAUCGGCGUCAACGCCGUCGCCGUGGCGCAGGUCUUCGCCAGCAGCAGCGACGCCCAGCUCGCCGCCAUCGCCCACGCCUACCGCCGCAAGUACCACCGCGACCUGCAGCGCGUCAUCGAGAAGGAGUUCCGCGGCGACAUGGAGGACGCUUUGCUGCGCAUGCUGCGGACCGCCCAGGACCGGGCCGCCGCCGAUGCGGACCGGCUGAGGGAGGCCCUGACCAAGACGAAGGACAGGCUGUUUGCCCACCGCGUCGUCUCCCUGUAUUGGGACAGGAGUCGGCUGGACGCUGCCAAAGCGGCCUACAAGGCCAAGUAUGGGCGUCCGCUUGCUAAGGACGUGAAGGAAAUAUUGAGCGGCGAUUUCGAGGACGUGAUGCUUGGCUUGAUCGGGAGAGGUGAUGCCUGAAUAUGAGGGAAACGGCCUGGAAUACAUAUACAGCUGAGGAGUCUCGGGUAUCACCUUUUGGAUCGUUGUGGAUUAGCAUCCGGUGGUUCAAUGGGUUCUUGGCAGGGAGACUUGAAGACCCCCGUCCACAUUUCUGUUCCUAACAAGGUAGAGACGAAGGAAAAGGAAAAGGCACUCAAAGUCAUCAAAACAGAUUAUUGCAUUGUAUAUUUAUCUUUUUCCUCUUCUA